Molecule: messenger RNA, 3526 nt
Organism: Tripterygium wilfordii
Lineage: Eukaryota; Viridiplantae; Streptophyta; Magnoliopsida; Celastrales; Celastraceae
Product: pantothenate kinase 2-like
Exons: 23
Coding region: 557-3271 (904 amino acids)
Biological process (GO): coenzyme A biosynthetic process
Cellular component (GO): cytosol; nucleus
Molecular function (GO): pantothenate kinase activity; ATP binding
Source: RefSeq, a predicted model, not a curated record
UAUUUUUGAAUUUCAAUUUCUCUGUUCGACUGAUAAGUCUUUUUCAAUUCUCCAACUACCCAAACCAAUUAUAUUUCGUCUUUGGUUUAUCAAUUGAUUAGUUUAUGUAUCGCAUUUUGACUUGAUUCGGAUGAUUUCUUGUUUGAUUUGAAUUUUUCUUUCCUUUUAUUGGGUAUCUCCACUAAAUACAUGUGGAAUUUUGUUUUUACUUGUAUAUGAGUACGUCUUUGUAUUGAAGGUAAGCUGGUUUUGCGGUUGGUUUGUUGCAUUUAUUUCAACAUUGUUCGUAUUUUCGUCUAUUCUCUGCUCUUUAGUCCAAUUUUCAGAAUUACCAGGAUGUAGGAUGUAGCCCUAAUUUUAUUUUAUUUUUCAGCUCUGCCAUUUCUUGAAGAUGUGGAUUGAGACACUCUUCUGCUCAAUUAUUAUAUGGUUUUAAAAAGUUACUUCAGUAUAGGACAAGUGACCAAACAAACCAUCUGACCAAAGACAAUUCGGGUGUCAUGUUGUUGUGCGUGUAUGUGUGGGUUAGGCAGCAGGUGUUGAGUAACUUUGAUUAAUGGCUGCUUUAAAGGAUGACCCAGUUCUUGGAAUUGACGGUAGACUAAAGGAAGAGGGACUAGACAAGGCAGGUUUGGUGAGAGAGGAAGCUUGUGAGAGAGAGAUGGUUCCUCCUCCAGGAAAUUCCAUUCACAAGUCUGGUUCCAGGCCACAGCUUGACUUGAGCAAGGCUGCAAUUCAAGGGAAUUCCGAGGAGAGGGAUCCUACAAUUUUGUUGCCUAAUCAAUCUGAUGAUAUCUCCCAUUUGGCUCUUGAUAUUGGAGGGUCUCUUAUCAAAUUGGUCUAUUUUUCAAGGCAUGAAGACCGAUCAACUAAUGACAAGAGGAAGAAGACUAUCAAAGAAAUAUUUGGAAUUACCAAUGGUAACAGAAGAAGCUACCCUAUCCUUGGCGGGAGACUUCAUUUUGUGAAGUUCGAGACAAGCAAGAUUAAUGACUGCUUAGAUUUCAUUUAUUCGAAGCAGCUCCACCAUGGUGGACUUGAUACACAUAGUUGGAAUUCUGAGCUUCUGUCCAUCGAUAAUGCCGUAAUUAAGGCCACAGGUGGAGGAGCGUACAAAUUUGCUGACCUUUUCAAAGAAAGGCUUGGGGUUAGUCUUGACAAAGAAGAUGAAAUGGAUUGUCUUGUGGCAGGAGCUAAUUUUUUGCUUAAGGCCAUUCGGCAUGAAGCUUUCACACACAUGGAGGGUCAGAAAGAGUUUGUGCAGAUUGACCAUAAUGAUUUGUUCCCUUACCUUCUUGUUAAUGUUGGCUCUGGUGUUAGUAUGAUAAAGGUUGAUGGGGAUGGAAAAUUUGAACGGGUUAGUGGAACGAAUGUUGGUGGUGGGACUUAUUGGGGCUUGGGAAGGCUAUUAACCAAGUGCAAGAGUUUUGAUGAGUUGCUCGAGCUAAGCCAAAGAGGUGAUAAUAGGACCAUUGACAUGCUUGUUGGGGAUAUUUAUGGUGGUAUGGAUUACUCUAAGAUUGGUCUCUCUGCAUCAACCAUUGCUUCAAGUUUUGGCAAGGCUAUUUCUGAGAAGAAAGAACUUGAAGAUUAUAGACCUGAAGACAUUUCGCUGUCUCUCUUGCGGAUGAUUUCGUAUAAUAUUGGGCAGGUCUCAUACCUGAAUGCACUGCGGUUUGGUCUUAAACGAAUCUUUUUUGGAGGCUUUUUUAUUAGGGGUCAUGCUUACACCAUGGACACUAUCUCUUUCGCUGUUCAUUUCUGGUCAAAAGGAGAGGCACAGGCAAUGUUUUUGCGGCAUGAAGGGUUUCUGGGAGCUUUAGGUGCAUUUAUGAGCUAUGAAAAGCAUGGUCUGGAUGACUUGAUGGUCCAUCAACUAGUUGAAAGGUUCCCAAUGGGUGCGCCAUACACGGGAGGAAAGAUCCAUGGUCCACCUCUUGGGGAUUUGAAUGAGAAGAUUUCAUGGAUGGAAAAAUUUGUGCUGAAGGGAACUGAAAUCACUGCUCCUGUACCAAUGGCUCCAGCAGGAACAACUGGACUUGGAGGUUUUGAAGUCCCUUCAUCCAAAGGCGGUAUUCUGCGUUCUGAUGCGAGUGCAUUAAAUGUUGGUGUUCUUCAUCUUGUACCCACUUUGGAGGUGUUUCCACUAUUGGCAGAGGCAAAAACGUACGAGCCUAAUACCAUUGAUCUCUCAGACCACAGUGAGUUGGAGUAUUGGUUCACUGUACUGUCAGAACACAUGCCAGACCUUGUUGAUAAGGCUGUGGCAAGCGAAGGUGGAACUGAUGAUGCUAAAAGAAGGGGUGAUGCAUUUGCUCGUGCAUUUUCUGCUCACUUGGCUAGGUUGAUGGAGGAACCUGCUGCAUACGGAAAACUAGGACUGGCCAAUCUUUUGGAAUUAAGGGAAGAGUGUUUGAGGGAGUUCCAAUUUGUUGAUGCCUAUAGAAGCAUAAAACAAAGGGAAAAUGAGGCAUCGCUUGCUGUUUUACCUGAUCUGCUGUUAGAACUUGACAGUAUGAAUGAGGAAACUAGAUUGCUUACCCUAAUUGAAGGUGUUCUCGCUGCUAAUAUCUUUGACUGGGGAUCCCGUGCAUGUGUGGAUCUCUAUCAUAAAGGAACAAUAAUUGAGAUAUAUCGAAUGAGCCGGGACAAAAUGCAAAGACCUUGGCGGGUUGAUGAUUUCGACGUAUUUAAGAAAAGAAUGCUAGGGUUUGGAGAUAAAAAGUCUCAGCCGCAUAAGAGAGCCUUGCUCUUUGUUGACAAUUCAGGUGCUGACGUGGUUCUAGGGAUGCUCCCCCUGGCACGGGAGCUUCUACGGCGUGGAACUGAAGUGGUUCUGGUGGCAAACUCCCUCCCUGCAUUGAACGAUGUAACUGCCAUGGAGCUUCCUGAGAUUGUAGCGGAGGCAGCAAAGCAUUGUGAUAUUCUCCGUAGAGCUGCUGUAGCAGGAGGUCUUCUCGUGGAUGCAAUGAUCAACACUUUAGAUGGUUCUAAAGAAAAUUCACCCGCGGUUCCUUUGAUGGUUGUGGAGAAUGGGUGUGGGAGUCCAUGCAUAGACUUGAGGCAGGUCAGCUCUGAGCUAGCUGCUGCAGCAAAGGAUGCUGAUCUGAUUAUCUUGGAAGGCAUGGGCAGAGCUCUUCACACGAACUAUAAUGCACGGUUCAACUGCGAUGCUUUGAAGCUUGCGAUGGUGAAGAAUCAGAGGUUGGCAGAAAAAUUGAUUAAAGGAAACAUAUACGACUGUGUUUGUAGAUAUGAACCAGCCAAUUGAAGAUUCAAGAAAUUGGAAAUGCUCAUCACAAACAACAUAAGGCAUUUGCUUGCAAGCUGAAUGAAUAGGGCUUUGGCGAGCAAGGGUAAUGGAGAGAAAAUUGUAGUAACAACUCUGCCAGGGUACGGGAUGAAGAAAUAGAACAAACCAUCAUCACAUGAAUGAUGAGCAGCUGAGGCAAUAAAAACCUUUUAUGUUGUAAAAGUUCUGCCAAGAUGUGCAAUGAAAAAUGGGGGAAAAAAAUGUUUUAUUACC